Xiphias gladius (swordfish) is the source of this 4078-nucleotide messenger RNA. RefSeq names its product rhomboid 5 homolog 1b (Drosophila) (gene rhbdf1b). Gene Ontology annotation, cellular component: endoplasmic reticulum membrane. The coding region runs from base 364 to 3075 and encodes 903 amino acids. Gene Ontology annotation, biological process: regulation of protein secretion; regulation of epidermal growth factor receptor signaling pathway. The record is from RefSeq and is a predicted model, not a curated record. Gene Ontology annotation, molecular function: serine-type endopeptidase activity. The transcript is spliced from 20 exons. Lineage: Eukaryota; Metazoa; Chordata; Actinopteri; Istiophoriformes; Xiphiidae.
CCGGCGGAGCGCCAGUCACUCGGUCAGUCGAUGUCCUGUCAUCCAGCGGCGGCGGCGGCGGCGGCAGCACCACCACAACCACCGUGGGCUGCGGGCAGGACUGACGGAGGACCCGGUGUGUUUCAUACCGAGCCGAGGUUUCAGUUGACGGAUAUUUCACGUCUUCACGACACGUGAGCGCCGCCCCUCGCUAACAUCUGGGGCUCGCGCUUGACAGUGAAACUCCUCUUCCUCGUGCCCGCCGCGAUAACUUAUGAAGUGACCGGCAUCAGCGUCUCACCGGAGGAGCCGUCGGUGCCGCGCUGGGGCUGCGGGAGCCGGACUCGGUUUUGAAGCUGGCAGGCGUAGGGAGAGGCAGCGAGCAUGGAUGAGCCGGGCAGCAGGAACAGCAGCCUGCAGAGGAAGAAGCCGCCAUGGCUCAAACUGGACAUCCCCACCAUCCAGCUGACACCGGAUGACUCGCCCCCGCACACCCAGCCAGUAAAGCGCCUGCGCAGUGUCAGCAUGCCAGGGGAAAACCCUCAGACCUGCACUGCUGCCUUGGAAACUUCAAACAACUACCUCAGACCUCCUCUGGAGAGACUGCCCUCCGUCACACAGUCUAUCAAGAGUGAGAAAAGGGUGCGCUUUGAGCGCGUCAACACAGUUCCCCCAAAGGGCCAGAGGAGCCCCAGGAGGGUGUCAACCGUUCGAAGGCGGUCCUGCAUCCCCAAAAUACUGACCCGACGGCGUUCAUCUAUACCCAAACAGAUCAUCAGGGGUACGGCUGACUGGUUUGGGGUGAGCAAAGACAGCGACAGCACCCAGCGAUGGAGGAGGAAGAGCCUGCAGCACUGCAGCCAUCUGUACGGGGGUCUGAAGGCUCAGGUGAUGAGGGAAAUGGAGCUCCACAGCCAAGACAACCUCUCCCUGGCCUCCACUGAGACCCCUCCCCCCCUCUACCUCCCACCCUACCACCCCAGUCAUCACCACUGUGGCAUGCAGAGGAUUGUAGACCCCCUGGCGCGGGGUCGUGCCUUCCGCAUGGUGGAAGAGGUAGACGGAUUCAGUAUCCCGCAAACUCCCAUCACGCCCGGCACCGCCUCCCUCUGCUCCUUUUCCAGCUCCCGCUCCGCCCUCAACCGGUUGCCGCGACGACGCAAACGGGAGUCUGUUGCUGUCAUGAGUCUCAAGGCUGCAGCAGCACUUAUGAAGGGCCGGACGUUAGGCGAUAGCACCACUGGCCGACAUCACAGACGGAGUUUCAUGCCUCCUAGUUUCUUUGAAGAUGACACUGUGGACUUUCCUGAUGAUCUGGACACUUCCUUCUUCACCAGAGAAGGCCUGCAGGAUGAGUUGUCCAGCUAUGCGGAUGAAGUUUUUGAGACACCAUCGGAGGCUGCCCUCAAACAGCUGGAUGAGAGCGAGCUCACAGGAAGUGCGCUGGAUAAGAAUGAACUGGAGAGGAGUCACCUCAUGCUGCCUUUAGAGCGAGGAUGGCGGAAGACGAAAGAUGGCUCUCUGGUCCAACCUAAAGUGCGUCUGAAACAGGAGGUGGUGAGUGUCAACAGCCAUCAGCAGCGGGGACAAAGGAUUGUGGUUCCCGUUAAGAAGCUUUUUGCCCGAGAGAAGAGGCCAUAUGGGCUCGGCAUGGUCGGUCGUCUCACAAACCGGACCUACCGCAAGCGCAUUGACAGCUUUGUCAAGAGGCAGAUUGAGGACAUGGAUGAUCACAGGCCUUUCUUUACCUACUGGAUCACAUUUGUCCAUUUGCUCAUCACCAUUCUGGCUGUGACUAUCUACGGCAUCGCCCCUGUGGGCUUCUCACAACACGAAACUGUUGAUUCUGUGUUGAGGAACAAAGGAGUUUAUGAAAAUGUUAAGUUUGUGCAACAACAGAACUUCUGGGUGGGUCCAAGCUCAGAGGCACUGAUCCACCUGGGAGCCAAGUUUUCCCCAUGCAUGCGCCAAGACCGAGAGAUCCAGAAACUGAUCCAGGAGAAGAGGGCAAGAGAGAGAGAGUCAGGCUGCUGCGUGAGGAACGAUCGCUCUGGCUGCCUGCAGACUUUACAAGAGGAGUGUUCGAGUACCCUGGCAGUGUGGGUGAAGUGGCCUCAGCACCCCAGUGCUCCCCAACUGAAUGGUGAACUACGCCAACAUGGUUCAGUCUGCCAUCAGGACCCCAGAAUUUGCCUGGAGCCAGCCUCGGUUUCACCUCACGAGUGGCCCGAUGACAUCACCAAGUGGCCAGUUUGUACACGGUACAACUCUGGGAAUCACACUAACCUCCCCCACAUAGACUGCACCAUCACAGGCCGGCCGUGCUGCAUUGGAACCAAAGGACGAUGUGAAAUCACUUCCAGAGAGUACUGUGACUUUAUGCGCGGCUACUUCCACGAGGAGGCUACUCUCUGCUCACAGGUGGCUUGUAUGGAUGAUGUGUGUGGCUUGCUGCCUUUUCUUAACCCAGAGAUCCCAGACCAGUUCUCCAGACUCUGGCUGUCCCUCUUUCUUCAUGCUGGGAUCCUGCACUGCCUGGUGUCAGUCUUGUUCCAGAUGACGGUGCUGAGGGACAUAGAGAAGCUGGCUGGGUGGCUGAGAAUCUCCAUCAUCUACAUGCUGAGCGGCAUCACUGGCAACUUGGCCUCAGCGAUCUUCCUGCCUUACAGAGCGGAGGUCGGUCCUGCAGGCAGCCAGUUCGGUAUCCUGGCCUGUCUGUUUGUGGAGCUGUUUCAGAGCUGGCAGAUCCUUGAGCGACCAUGGUGGGCGUUUGCCAAGCUGUUGGCCAUCUCAGUCUUCUUCUUCUCCUUCGGUUUGCUUCCUUGGAUCGACAACUUUGCCCACAUCUGCGGUUUCAUAUCCGGAUUCUUCCUAUCCUUCGCCUUCCUGCCAUACAUCAGUUUCGGGCGUUCUGAUAUGUACCGUAAGCGGGUCCAGAUCUGUGUCUUCCUGCUGGUCUUCCUGGGUCUGCUCUCCGCCCUGGUCGUUCUCUUCUACGUCUACCCCGUGAAGUGUGACUGGUGCGAGUACCUCACCUGCAUCCCAAUCACUGAGAAGUUAUGCGAGAAGUAUGACCUGAACGCGCACCUCCUCUGAGCGUCUGCCUUUGAAACGGGAGCCGGACUGUCUCUGGGAAGUUGGACUGGUUACAACAUUUUCGAAUUGUUGGAUGAUGAUGUCGCUGAAAAACACAUAUUCACCUGCAGUGCAACUUGCGACUGAGCAAGAACAUUUCUCUCUUGAAAUAACGACCAGUAUUUCAGGAUCUUACGUGGACCUUUGAGUUUCAAACAUAUUUGUUGUACUGUUUGGAAAGGUACAACAGACCCACUAUGAAUAAAGGCAAUGCAUGAACGCCUCCAGGCAUCUGACUAAAAAUAUCCAAGUGCAUGGGAACAAAACUUGACUGAAAAGGACUAACAACUGAUUUAUGUGUGACUGACCUCUAGCUGGGCUAAUCAGAGACCAGUCACACAGGAGGAGAGUUACAAAGGCAACUUACAGUAUCUCCUGCCAAAUUAUUUACCUCUCUUCUUACAUGACUUAACAGCACCUCUCAGUGGCCCAAAGGGGCGUUACAACCUGACACGGCUGCAGAGGACGAGCUGAGGAUUUUUGUUUGGUACUUUUUUUACUGAUGUCCAAACCGUUUUGUCCAUUUACUGGGUGUUGUUAAGAGUUAAAAACUCGCCACGAAACUAGAGUCUAAAAUGCUUAAAUGUGCCUUAUUGACACACAGACACACACACAUACAUGUUGUCUUUUUGUGCCGUGUAUCCGUUUAUGUCAGCAGUUAGUGGCAUUAUGGUUCCUGUUCCUUAACUUUUGUAGAAACUGUAUUUCAAAAUCUGAGAAAACCAUGUAAAAUAUCUUUUUACACAGCAUUUGAUGCGCUUCUUUCGCAAACUGAUUUUUUUUUUUUAAAUACACCCUGUGUUACAUGUAGAGAACACAGUUGUACGUUAAUCUGCUGCUUUGUGAAUAGCUGUUAUGGAGGUGAAUUUGUGUUUGGGUUUUGUUUUUUGUUUUUCUUUAAUUUCAAGUGGUUGCGUUUUAGCUACCUGACAAUAAACACAACAGGACACGGAGUUUGGUUCUU